CGAUGUGGAAAUACGCAAAUCCGAACCACCCAGCCUUACAAAUCCUCUAGUCGGGAUUCCUCGCCCGCGCAACGAUACAGUUCUAGUGAAUCACUGUAUCAUCACCCAAAGCAAUCUGGGUAUCCUCCAACUCAAGCUUCAAGUUCCAAAGCGCAACCCCCGCAUCAUCCCAUGUACCCCCCGGCGGGGAGCGAACAUCCAGGAUCUUCGUCUCAAUACGGCCCUGUGGGGAAAAGCCCUUAUCCAAGCUCAUCGUACGAACGGCCUCCGGACAAUCCAUCUGUGAUAAGCAAUACCUACAGUCAAGAACGUGGCUCGUCGAGUAGAUCUAUGUAUCCAGAAGCCAGACAACAUCCUCACGUGGAUCCAUAUCCAGCGGCGGGACAUCCAUAUCAACCGGCCGUACCUCCAGCCAAAUCAGCUUCCUCGCAUCCUUACCCGCACCUUCCAGGACAGGCUCCAGCUGUACCUUCUACGAGUAGAGACAAUCGAGGUGCACCUACAUGGCGGUAUCAACAACAACAGCAGCAGCAGCAGCCCCAACAACCACAACAACAACAACAGCAGCAGCAGCAGCAGCAGCAGCAGCAACAACCCCAAAUCCCCCAACACAACCUGGACCCUCUGGCUACGGUCAUGAUCGGCAUCUCCCUCCCGUUCGAGAUGAACGGAAAAACCCUGUCAUUCAACCACCGGUGAAUAAAAACAUCCCAGUCAAGGUAAUCGCUACG
Aedes aegypti (yellow fever mosquito) is the source of this 731-nucleotide messenger RNA. Its product is annotated as GATA zinc finger domain-containing protein 10-like. Bases 172 to 699 code for a protein of 175 amino acids. NCBI's taxonomy places the organism in Eukaryota, Metazoa, Arthropoda, Insecta, Diptera, Culicidae. The record is from RefSeq and is a predicted model, not a curated record. The transcript has a single exon.